Closterium sp. NIES-67 is the source of this 2704-nucleotide messenger RNA. NCBI's taxonomy places the organism in Eukaryota, Viridiplantae, Streptophyta, Zygnematophyceae, Desmidiales, Closteriaceae. The record is from the annotation of a GenBank genome assembly.
CGAAACUGCAACUCUCCCAUCUUGUCCAACUAGUAACGCGCCCUCACUUACUCCAAGCAUGAGUGACGCAGGCGCACGCCGUGGCGAUAGCCGCGCAACGGCACCGACGCGAGCAUAGCGUCGCAGAGAGAGCCGCGCAAUAGGCGCAAUUAGAAUCGCGCGGUCGUCGGAGUAAAAAUCACGACGUCCCGCGCCUGUUAGAAGCACCCUGUCCCCACUCGAAAAGUCCGAAACUAGGCGCCAUGAAAGGCGGCCGCACCACCGUGCCCAGGGGCGCCGCCGCGAGCGCGGUGCAUGCGAACCCCUUCCUCGCGGCACACAUCAACACUGACGUCGGCGCCGCAGUGGGAGGCGAGGGCUCCGUGCGCACAACCUCCGAUGCAGGGAGGGGGGGCGGGCCGCAGAUUUCAAAGGACAAGAAACGGAAGCGCGGCGCGCGGGCGGACGGGCGACGGAUGCCGGCCGCCGAGUCCGCCACGCCGGACGACGAUGACGACGACGGCGUGCAGGAGUACGCCCCACUGCACGGCGCGGCAGAUGGCGACGCCGACGAGGGUGUGCACACGCUCGACGACGGCGAAGACGAAGAUGAGCGCGAUCGCGACACGGUGGAGGUCCCUGAUGACGACGACGACGCAGGAGGGGAGGGGGAUGGGACGGGCACGGGGGUGGAUGCGCGAAUGAACAAGGGGCUCGGGCGUGCGCGGGGGGGGGAAGGGGGCGCUACGGACGAGGCGGAAGAGGAGGAUGCGGAGGACGGCGACGAGGAUGACACUGGGGGGGAGGGGGGAGAGGAGGGGGAGGAGGUGGAUGCUGACGGGGGGGAGGAGGAGCAGGAGGAGGAUGAGGAGGAGGAUGAGGAGGAUGAGGAGGAGGAGGAGGAGGAGGAGGAAGAGGAGGGGGAGUUCCGCGAAGGGGGGGGGGGGAGGCACGCGGCUAAUCUGGUGCGGAAGGCGUGCGGUGUGGCGCGGGCGCAGGCACGUGCCGCAGGGAUGGGGGCGAUGAAGAAGCAGAGGUCGCAGCCCAAGGUGACGGCGUCUGCGAAGGCGGUUCCGAAGGUGACGCCGAUGGUGACGCCGAGGGCGAUGCCGAAGCCAAGGGAGGCGAGGACGGCAGUGGCGAAGGUGGCGGCGGAGGGGAAGGCGAAGGCGGCCGAUCCGCCCCACUGGUCAAGAGAUGACAAGAAGCUCGCUGCAAGCCCGGCCUCCGGAACUCUGUGGACGGAGGAUGAGCUGCACACGCUCGCCCUCGCGCGCGUACAGACAUUCAACGAGCUCACCCGGAAAGGAGGCCUGCAUGGCAUGCCGUAUUGGGAGGCCCUCCACGACUACAUCCGAGGGUUCUGGCCUGCGUUCAACCGGAGCCCCUCCGCCCUGGAGAAACAGUGGCGCAACCUGCAGCAAGCGUGGAGGCAGAAUGGGGGGAGACCGACGCUCGAGAACGGAGUGCUGACCGGCGAGUGGCGGCCAUUGGUCGGCCAGUACCUAGAUAUGAAGUGGAAUGCAGAGAGGGCCGCGGAUGAAGCCGCCCAGCGCGAGGGCCGAGCAGCUGGCGGUGGCACCCUCCGACCGCGCUCGGCGGGCACCGUCACAGGAUCCAUGAGAACCCCGACAUCCGGCCGUCGGCGGCGGCGACGGGGAACCACCCUUGACGCCGCGACGCACCAUGCGGCGGUCUGCAAGGAUGCUAUUGACGCGGGCUUCGACAGGCUGGUCGCACAAAACGAGCGGCAGACAAAGGAGGUCGUUGACGCCCUCCUCGUGAUCGCCGCUGCCGUCCGUGCACAGUCCGUUGCGGGCGCGGCACCCGUGGGGCACACGGUGCCUGCAGCGCCCUCUGCCGAUAAUGUUGGCGUGGUAGGUGCUGCGGCUCCUGGCGACAAGGGGGGAGAGCAGCUGCAGGUUCGCGAACAGCAUCCGACCAUGCUUCAGGUGCCGGUUCUGCUGCAGCAGCAGCCCGCCCAGCAGCAGCACGUGCAGCAGCAGACCGCGCAGCAGCAGCCCGCGCAGCAGCAGCAGUGCCAUGGAACAUUGCCGCAGCUCCAGCCGCUGCAUCAGCCAGAGCAUCAGCCGCCAGUGCAGCUGCUCCAGCCGCUGCCUCAGCCGCAGCACCAGCAGCAGCCUGAGCCGCAGCACCAGCAGCAGCCUGAGCCGCAGCACCAGCAGCAGCCUGAGCCUCAGCACCAGCAGCAGCCUGAGCCGCAGCACCAGCAGCAGCCUCAGCUGCAGCACCAGCAGCAGGCUCAGCCGCAGCACGAGGAGCAGCCUGAGCCGCAGCACGAGCAGCAGCCUCAGCAGCAGCCUCAGCCGCAGCCUCAGCCGCAGCAUCCGCCUCAGCUGCCCCAGCAGGGGCCUCCGCAUCCGCAGGCGGCACUUCAGGAAUCCGCCCAGCCGGGCGACGCAUGAGGUGUGAAGGCCCGUAUCGAGUGGCAUGGCCGGGCCUGAGCAGGUCUGGUUCUUGCCUGCAAAUAGGCCUUGCUUGUGUGCACCAAGCCCCCAAAUUGCAGACUUUUUAUUAUGAUUCAGACUUUUUCAGACUUCUUUUGGGGGUGUACUCUGAUUGAGAAGACUUUUUUUUGCACUUGACUCUGAUUUUUCAGAGAUUUAUGUAUCAGAAAAAUUGAAUGAAUGUAAAGUCAUGACACUAUCAGGCGCAUACUCGGCCUACAGUGGCAUGUACUACACCGGAACAAUCAUCCCCAUCU